AUACAAAAAUCUAAUAAGUUAUAUGCAUGUGGGUUCGAGCCAUCGAUUUAAGGAGUUGUUCCAAUCCGAAACGCCGGUCAUCAGUGCAACAGAUUGGAGUUUCCAGACACCUUUCCAAUUCCAAAUUUCAUCCGUAUUUCCUCACAAACUUUCAUAGUUUUCCUCGGCAUCCCAAUCCUUCGAGCAUAGAUGAAACAAUAGCUUCUGGGCUAUCGAUCAAUAAAGGGUUCGUCGUUUCUGUAAAAAAAAAUUUGUGAUUAAUCAUGAGGAAGAGGGAGAGGGAAAACCCAUGUGGGGUUUGUGGGCAUUAUCACAAAUAUGAAGAAGGGGAAGUUUGUGGGAUUUGUGGUCAUCGAAUCCCGUUUUCAUCUGAGAAAGUAGGAUUUCAAACCAGUGCUUUCCCUUCGGAGAUCUUGCCGGACUUUCUCUACUUGGGUAGCUACGAUAACGCAUCUCGAGCUGAACUUCUCAAGACUCAAGGGAUCUCUCGUGUGCUCAACACUGUACCUGCUUGUCAAAAUCUAUACAAGAACUCCUUUACUUAUCACUGCCUCCCAGAUGACAAAAAUUUAUCCUUUGAUGAUGCAAUACAAUUUUUAGAGCAAUGUGAAAAGGACAAGGCUCGUGUUCUGGUGCAUUGCAUGUUAGGAAAAAAUAGGUCACCAGCUAUUGUAAUAGCAUACCUCAUGAAGUGCAAAGGAUGGAGACUUGCACAGAGCUACCAAUGGGUGAAAGAACGGAGGCCAAUGGUUGACUUAACUUCAGCUGUCUAUCAGCAGUUGCAGGAGUAUGAGCAGCAGAUCUUUGGACCGAUGGAAAGCAAUCCAGUAUUACCAGUCUUCCCAUUGUCGGAAACACAGACACGGCCUUUUGUCUUCAAUUUGCCUAAAGCUAAUGGUCCAGUUCCAGCCCCUGUUUUCAACAUGCCUGCUGCAACCUCCCUUUUUGACCGUCCUGCCCUGAACAUUCCUCCCAAUCAGUUUACAUUUGGAGCUGGUCAGACUGAGAAGCAGAUGCUUGAUGUUGGUGUCAUCCCUCCAAAUGGAAAUGACACAUUGAUGGAUGGCUCAUGAUUUUUACUGGAGCUUUUGCAUCAAUGAAUUUUCGUCUAAAGUCAGAACCAUAAUGAACAAGUUUAUAUCCAGGUUUUGGACAUGAUGUGGAUAAAAGGAAGAAAAAAGGCUCCUUCUGUUUGUCAGAAUUGAAUCCUUGCACACUAAGCAUGAUGGUCUUUGGAGUCUGUUGAAAUUGCGAUAUCUCAUUCACUAAUUAUUCCUUUGUUUAUAUGAGAUGACACUGAAUGGGAUUUUGUGGGCAUUGAACUUUGUUUUUAUUUUUUUAAGUUCUAUAGAAAAGUGACUGCAUAUGAAGCAGUUUUAUACUCCUGUAAAUAUACAAUUUGAGACAGCUUGUUCUUCUAUCACCAAACCUGUUAGGACUUUUUGCAGAACA
Molecule: messenger RNA, 1452 nt
Organism: Macadamia integrifolia
Lineage: Eukaryota; Viridiplantae; Streptophyta; Magnoliopsida; Proteales; Proteaceae
Product: protein-tyrosine-phosphatase IBR5-like
Exons: 5
Coding region: 264-1073 (269 amino acids)
Biological process (GO): auxin-activated signaling pathway; protein dephosphorylation; negative regulation of MAP kinase activity
Cellular component (GO): nucleus
Molecular function (GO): protein tyrosine/serine/threonine phosphatase activity; MAP kinase phosphatase activity
Source: RefSeq, a predicted model, not a curated record